AUGUCGGUCAGGUUUGGCGAGGAUCAAGUGAUUUCACCAACAAACAGACAAGAGAACACCUCCGGAGUUGUCAAACCAUUACCUAAACCGCCUCAGGCUUCAUUCAGAUUGACUCCUCUAGCUCCCCUUGUUCAAAGUGGCUCCUCUCCCCCCGGAUCUUCGGCAAUCGACUCUCCCUCCUUCCUUGAUUUUGAUAAUGCUGGUUCUUCCAACGCGUCUCGACGCACGUCCAAUGAACACGCGUCCUCGCGAGGUAGUCGUCCCCAAAGUACCUCUUUUUUUUCUCGGCCAGUGGGUGCACGAAGCAGAUGGAGCACGACGACACCUAGUUCCCACAAUCAACAAGAGUCUAUAUCAUCUCCCUCUUCCCAACUGUCUGCUGAUCUCUCCUCACCUUCGUAUUCUUUCCCGUUCCCGACGUCGCUCCCUGCGUCUCCACACCACCCAGAAGGUCAUAAGCCAUCUCCGCCUAUCUUCCCCGGUGUCGUCCCUGGCGCUGAAAAUAAUGGUAGCAGUAGAGCUGAAAUCCACCUCUCAGAACUGAAUCCAAUAUCUCCUGUAGAGAGUGUUCCCAUGUCUAUAUCGGACCUUCAUUUCAGGCAAAGUGAAUCGGAUGAUAUCUCAGAGAACGGUUUCCCCAGGAGACUUGGAUUCCAUUUACCUCCUCACCCUCCUUUACCUGCUAUUCCCCCGACUCCCACUCAGCCAGUAACGAAUACCUCCGGCGCUGACCCGCCAGCAUCUGCACCAAUGAGUCGCGGUAGUUUACCAUUGUUAUUUGAUUCACCGACACCUGUUGCGCCUGUUACUACCCGACAAACUCGAACGCACACUCGAAGUCUGUCCAACGAUCUCCUAAAUUCUCAAAGUCGACGCCCACUUGGUCCGAGAGUUCGUGAUUCACAUCACUAG
Marasmius oreades (fairy-ring Marasmius) is the source of this 912-nucleotide messenger RNA. RefSeq lists its product as uncharacterized. The transcript has a single exon. The record is from RefSeq and is a predicted model, not a curated record. The coding region runs from base 1 to 912 and encodes 303 amino acids. NCBI's taxonomy places the organism in Eukaryota, Fungi, Basidiomycota, Agaricomycetes, Agaricales, Marasmiaceae.